AUGUACCAACAAGUCCUAUUCCAUCCGGACGAUACACUCUUCCAGAGGAUCUUGUGGAGGUUCAGCCAGUCAGAUCCAAUCGAAAUUUUCGAGUUGAUGACGGUGCCAUAUGGCUUGAGUCCAUCCUCUUUCCUUGCUACACGUACGCUGCAGCAGCUGGUUAAUGAUGAGGGCAGCAUAUAUCCACUGGCUGGACCAAACCUCGUAAAAAACUUCUACGUUGAUGACUUUAUUGGUGGAGCCCAAACCAUCGAAGACGCUGUACAAUUGAGGACGGAACUGAAUGAACUUCUGAAGAAAGGCGGCUUCAAACUUCGGAAGUGGACAUCCAACCAAUUAUCGGUCCUCUCAGGUCUCUCAUCCGACGAAAUUGGCACGCAGUCGUCGAUCAAGUUCGAAGCAAAUGAAACAGUGAAAGCUCUCGGCAUUUCCUGGGAAUCCGAAUCCGACAAUCUCCAUUUUGACUUUAAGAUCCAUCAGCACAAGGGGGCUCCGACUAAACGCUCCAUUCUUUCCGCAAUCUCACAACUGUUUGAUCCUUUGGGGUUGAUAUCGCCGAUUAACAUAAGGGGCAAGAUGCUGAUGCAACGGUUGUGGUUGCUUCCGUGUGGUUGGGACGACGAAGUUCCGGACUAUAUUGCGAAUUCCUGGGAAGAGUUUGCAGGACAGAUUCCGAAAGUUGCAUAUUUCCGUGUCAGCCGAUACGCUUUGCUGCCGAACUCCAUCAUCCAACUCCAUACGUUCUCCAAUGCAUCGGAAUCAGCUUAUGGAGCGUGUACGUAUGCCAGGUGUGUGGAUUCUACUGGAAAGAUUCGCGUGGAACUGCUUGCUUCUAAAUCACGAGUCGCACCGCUGAAGAAGAUCUCGCUGCCGCGCUUGGAACUGUGCGCUGCGGACGUGGCAGCCAAACUCCAUUCUCGGAUCGUUGAGGCGCUCCAGAUUUCCAUCGCCAGUUCACAUUUUUGGUCGGACUCAACAGCUACCCUGCAGUGGCUGCGAGCACCCCCCAACACUUGGAAAACCUUUGUAGCUAACCGAGUUUCGGAAAUCCAAGGUUCGACGACACCAUGGUGCGUUCUGGAAUCACAUCGCCGGUAA
Messenger RNA from Ochlerotatus camptorhynchus, 1098 nucleotides. RefSeq lists its product as uncharacterized. The coding region runs from base 1 to 1098 and encodes 365 amino acids. The record is from RefSeq and is a predicted model, not a curated record. The transcript has a single exon. Lineage: Eukaryota; Metazoa; Arthropoda; Insecta; Diptera; Culicidae.